CUUUGCGCGUCCUUGGGGAGCACACAUCCAACCUCUUCAACCACGCAUUCAUUCAAACACACUCACACACUCACUCACACACGCACGCACGCACGCGCUGCCGCCUGGAAACACACACUCACACACACGCACCAACGACUCCGCUCCAACACUCCGCCCAGCGCCGACCACACACGCCGGCUGCACGAUUCCCGUCCCCGACACCACACGCAUCCUCGAAACCCUGCUUGUUUGGAGAGGCAGCAUUCCACUCACUCUCCGGACUGCAGCACCAGAGCACGAGAGCACGGGUACCUGCAGCGUGCGCUCCACCGCCGCCUCCCCUACUCCAACCAGCGCCUGCGCUGUCGAGUACAACACUGCCAGCGUCGGAACUCUCGCGCCUUUGCACCACCCCCAUUGGCAAUGCUCAGUUGGAGAAUUUGGAAGCUAGCGACAUCACGCAUCGGAGGACCAGCCGGCGCACAGCUUUCUCUGCCUGCUGCUGCUGUUGAAGGACGUUGAGCAGCCCGCAGUCGGCCUAUACUGCGAUACAGACUCGCCGCACGCAAGCAGGUUGGUGACUCGUCGUGUGCGUGAGUGAGGUCGUACCAGCAUUGGCGGUGGGUACACGCUCAUACACCUCCACCAAAACUCAACCACACUCGUUUUCACCACAAUGAACAAACUUUUGAAGAAAAAGGCCAUCGAUGGCCCGGUCUCAAACGACGACGCGCUCAGAGCGCUCUCGCAGCCGCCCCUUCCAUCCCCCGCGCCGAAGAAGUCCGGAGCCAGCAGGUGGAAGAAGAACAAGAAGCCCGAGCCAGCACCUCGCCCAGAACUCGACGUGUCCAUUGCGCUACCGUCGACUGACGAUUUUCGAACAAGCUUACUGAUGCCGAGUCUGUCGACACGGUUCAGUAUGCUACGCGAGCAAGACGACCCCAACUCACUUCUAGGAAAGGCCAGCGACGAUAGCGUAUUACACCCUAGGAGGCGUUCGCGCCUGGGAGACUUCGGCUGCCAUCCCACUGGACUUUCUGAUAUUGCGGAGGUCUCAUCAGUCCAUGGAUCCAUCCGGCCUCCAUUCGCUCAGGCAAGCAGCAGCCGCGCAGAUUCUACCGUAUCUGAGGAUGGCUAUAGCAGUGAAGUCGAUGCCCAGGGCGGCAGCAUUAUGCAGAGGUCCCGACCUGGAGAGGGCAACAUUUUGUUUGGUGGUCGCCAGAAGAUCUACAAGAUCGCAGGUAGUGGAGCAAACUCUACUAAAAGCCUCGGAAAGGUCAUGUACGAUGAUGAUGUCGGCAUGUCAGCUUUCCAGAGAUACCGGCAAAGAGAAAGAGAACAUGAUGCAAGUGAGCUUCCGCGGAGCUCAGAUGACAGUCAAAUGUUCGAAUUCGGGUUGGACAAGGCCGAGCUGGACUUGCAGGAUGAUGAUGAUGGGCAGCAUUCCCUGCCAAACGAUUCGGCCAAGGAUCUCUGUCACUCGCCUUCUUUGUCUUCAUAUGACAGAAAGCGAUCGACCACAUCCUCGGAUGCGCGUUCAAUUGCACGGUCAUCAACUGCUGCGACUUCGGUCGCUUCGCAGACUCUAGCGAGUGCAGCACCGUCGCCGGCGCAUGCACCGACGGGCGUCAUGACCCUCGCGCCCGCUAUGACACCCAUGCCGGACAGAGUGAAUACUAAACCGAAGAGGCUGUAUGAGCAAGGACUGGACCAGCAUCUCCAGGAACAGCAGAGUACAGCACUGAGUCGGCUGAACUCGAUCCAACGCCAACGUGCGAUGAGCGGCAAAAACGUGCCGCCGUUCUUGCACAGCACUAAGAGUGCUGGCAAUCUGCAAGAGCGAUCGCAAUCGCCCAGUUUUGCCUUCAGGUCUCAGUCGCCGCAGUUGAUGUCCCCCAAUCCACUGUCUACACUUGGAUCGAUCAGGCGCGCCAACUCAGCAACGUCUAGUCCACUUCCAAGUGGACCGCAGUCGCCAGUGGACGGUUACCAGGACGAAGCCAGUGUAUUGGCACAGGCACUGGAGCCCGCUGAUCGUGGCAAAGCAACUGCAAUGGGUGCGUUCAACAAACCGGCGUUCGCCUUUGACGAGCAACAAUACCUCGAACGCCAAAAACAGCUCCAACGAUCUGCUUCCAAUGCUGCUUUAAAGAGCAAAGCGCAGUCUCAAUCUGCGCUACAGCAACGCAUCAAUGCGUACAACGAGGCACAAGACAACCAGUCCCGAGGCUCUCACAACUCGUCAGCUCGAGCAGGAGCUGAAGCUGCAUCUCGUAAGCAUGAGGGUAGUCAUGCAUACGACGUCUUCCAGAAGGCGGUGAGCAAGUUCCCGACAAAGGUCUCGCCUCCCCCUGCGAGCAAAUCUCCUCUGCCAGACACGCAUCGCACUUUCUUCGGCAACAUCAGCGCAAGUGAUGAUGAAGAUGAGGAAGAAGAGUCGCAGAUCGCUCAGUCUUUCAAUCAGCCAGAAUAUGGCUAUGGUGGCUACCAGAGCAAGUGGCAGCCUACUAUACUCCCUUCUGUAUCUGAGCAUCCGGCAAUGAGACAACGUAAGUCUCCUGCGAGCCUGACUGAAGAGUGUGAAGAAGAAGAGGAGGGCCCGAGGUCCCCGAGAAAUGCAACUGCGCCACCAUCACAGACGGAUACCGCAUCGAGAGGAGGUGAGCAGAUUCCAAAGGCGCUGGAUUCGCCUACGCUGCCUGGAGCAGAGGCGGUCGGUGGCAUCAACGGAAUGAUGCACCAUCUGCGCCAGAAGAGCAACGAGUCGUCCAUUUAUCCGGCGGAUGAGCCCAAAACGACCGAAACUGCCCCUUCGAAUUUGCCCAACAUGCCGUGGAAUUGUAGCAAGUCAGAGUCGCUGGAAGCAGCUGCGGCUUCGCUCGAUCCAGCGGCGUCAUUGCGCGAUUCACAUUACACAGCUUCUAACCCUUGGGAUCUUGACGAGACCCGCAGUUUGAUGGACCGCGCUCAUUUCGACCAGAGCGAUACGAGCUCGACAGACGCAAUGAAUCAAUCGAAUGUUCUAGGUUCCCAGGAUACGGGAUCCAAUCCUCGCCAGAACCGAAAUCGCGACAACUCUGAGCUUUCAGUUGCAGACGAUGAUGCGCCAUCGUGGCAACAAGAGCUGCGCGGGCAACACACGAGGGACGCCAGUAUAGCGACACAGGAAGGGCGCGAUGCGUUCUCGAGAGAGCUGGCUGCUCGGAGGGAAGCCGUCAAGGAGAAUCUUCGAAGCGUUGUCGACGUGAACAAUGGUUCCAGAUCUAACAGCCCAGUGCCGCCACCAUUGUCAAUCGCGACAUCAGGUAGCAACGGUCUACGAGCAUUCGGCGCGUUGCGAGCGAAGACUAGUAGAGAGUCGCUCGCACAUAUGCGCGAUCAUCCUUCUACCAGGGCACGAAAUGAGCGCAGUCCCGACACGACACGACCUCGUGCCGACUCCUCCACCGCGAGAUUGCCUAUGCCACCUAGGUCACAGCACCCUGCUUUCAAAACUGGGCCUCCAGACGGCUUCCAGGAGAGCGACAACAGCGACGUCCCUCGCGAGCGUCAACUUGCAUCUAGUCGAUCGGUUGCUCAGAUGAAUGGCCGGAACCGCAGUCGCUCGAAUUCGGCCGCCACUGGUAGCUCGCGCAGUCGUACUGGGCCGUUCCGUGAUGAUCUCGAGAAGGCCAUGGUUGAGGGCCGUGGCUCGAGUUCCACCGCUCACGAGUUCACGCCAGACGUUUCGCCUGGUUUACCCGGUUCCGAUAGAUCCAGCGAUGGCUGUCGCACAGGCAUGCAAACCUACUUUGAGCAUAGGACUGGCCGCACGCUGCAGCCUGUCGACACUCAGCUAGGCAGUAGUGGUCCUACUCCAGCAGCAACGCCAUCGAGUCUUACACCUAACAUCUAUACCCCAGGUCGUCCCGUGCCAGUCGCGAACGCAUAUUCCGAGAACCCGACGCCGCCUCUUUCCGGAUCCAGUCCAGCCAUUAGCCCGUCAGCAUUCUCUGCUGGAGUGCCAUUUCCCGCCCGCGGCACAGGCUUGCGCAAGCGAACAAUCACAAAGUACGACAUCUCAGAGCCGACGCUCAUCUCAUCGACUUCUAACGUCGAUACCGUGGACUUGCCGCCAGGAGCGUCUCUGCAGAAUGGCAGAGAAGAUGCGCCGCCCAUUCCUCCAAUCAAUCCCCGCCGUCGCGGCACACGCAAGAUGUUUGGUCUUGGAUCCAAGGAAUCGCAAGAGACAACAGUUCCGGUAACCACUCGAUCUGAUCCCAAUCUCUUGACACAAACAUCGCCCAAACGCGAGGCUCAAGUCCUUCCUGGCAACGUCAUGCGAAUGCCGGCAUUUGAACAGUCUUCAGUCAUGCCACAGUAUAGCGGCUCACGUUCCGCUGCCGCUUCUCCUGAACUGACCAGAAGGCCGGAUCGUGCCGUCGCCUCUCCCAUGGAUGGCGGUAUGUUUUGAUGAUGCCCACGAAUCAACUUUAUUCCGAGAUCAGCAACACCAGCAACAAUAGAUACACGGCCACACCUUUUUUUUUCUUUUUGCAUUCCAAGUGUACAUCAUUCUGAGAAAGACGGGCGGGACUCUUGCCGUCGGGUGGAGUGCCCAUCAUGCCAGUGGCUAGCCUUUUUUUCAUGUACAAAUAUGAUAUGACGAGAACAACGGAAAGUCGACCGGCGUUUUUUUUUUCUGCUUUGGGACUGGACAAGUGAGGAAAGAGGCGAAUGGGGCGGGGGAGGAAUGGACUUUCGGGCGCUACACUGUUCCGAGCAAGAUGUCCAUGGGAGAAGAAGAAGAGGAAGAAUCGAAGCGUAAGGAGGAGAAACGAAGUUGGCAUCUUUGUUUUUGAUUUAGCGACUGCACAAUGAUACCACAAGAGUUGAGUCGUUUUUUAGUGCGCCUACCUUUAGCAUAGUGUGCGUGUGUGUGCGUGUGUGCGUAUGCGUGUGGACAGAAAGC
Molecule: messenger RNA, 4933 nt
Organism: Sphaerulina musiva SO2202
Lineage: Eukaryota; Fungi; Ascomycota; Dothideomycetes; Mycosphaerellales; Mycosphaerellaceae
Exons: 2
Coding region: 659-4435 (1258 amino acids)
Source: RefSeq, a predicted model, not a curated record